Messenger RNA from Pelodiscus sinensis (Chinese soft-shelled turtle), 3788 nucleotides. The record is from RefSeq and is a predicted model, not a curated record. NCBI's taxonomy places the organism in Eukaryota, Metazoa, Chordata, Testudines, Trionychidae.
UGAUUCUAUGAAAUUUAAUGGGGCCUGCUCCGAUUAAAUGGUAAAAUGCUUUUGUCCCCAGAAGGAGGUCCAACCUGGAAACUACCGUAUCUGUCACCGGCGGAUUUACCCCCAGUCCCGUUAAAUAAACACGGACACGUGUCAGAUUGAAAUGUAAAAGGUAUAUUGAAGAUGCAGCAAGUAACAUCAACACAACACUGAAUCGAUAAUCCAGCCCUUCACCCUCUGAAAUAAAAGAAGAUAGGAGAGCUAUAACUGGCAACAGAAUAUUAUACUUAGUCCGUCAGAGGCAGCUUGAUGUUCAGGACCUUCAACCUUUUAGCUUAAGGUUUGGAAGAACAGCCUUCUAAGAUGCUGAAAAAUCUGGAUUUUUAAUUAUAUACUACUUUAAAGAAAUAUAAGGCGUUGAAGAGUGAAGCUGCCUCACAGUUUAUUUUAUGGUAUCUGUUCCUCUUUUUUUCUGUAUUUAAUAUCAAAGAAAGACCAUGAGCACAACUCAAAGAAAACGUCGUGGAAGAGCCAUUAAUUCUAGACAAACGCAAAAACGAAACAGACUAGUAGCUUCAGUUACAGAAAUGGCUUCAGAAGCAGAGCCAAUAGAACUUGAAGAAAGUGCUGGUGAAGAAGUAGUAGAUCUCACAUGUGAAUCUUCUGAACCUGUAGUAGUUGAUCUAACUCACAAUGAUUCUGUUGUGAUUGUUGAAGAGAAUCAACGUCAACGGAGAAAUCUAGGACUAAGAAGCCAACGUCAAUCUGAUAGCUGUAUAUUAAGUAGUGAUGAUGAAGAUGAAUCAAGAGAUAAUGAUGUAUAUGUAACAAAUAAAGUGUCUGGAGAUUUAGAAACACUGGAAGAUGAAACUGCAAGUUCAAGGCCUUCAGGUACCGUUAGUUGUCCAAUUUGCAUGGAUGGAUAUUCAGAGAUUGUACAAAGUGGGCGACUUAUUGUGUCAACCAAAUGUGGCCAUGUCUUCUGUAGUCAGUGCCUCCGUGAUUCCCUUAGAAAUGCUAACUCUUGCCCAACUUGUAGGAAAAAACUCAGUCACAAACAGUACCAUCCAAUUUAUAUAUAAGCACUUGAAGUCUUCUCAGGACAGCCUUGACUGGAUCUUGGUGAAAAUGUAAUGCAUUUGUGAUGCCUUGAAGACUAAAGGAGCAACAGGUUGUAUGCCUACCCAACUGUAGUAAAAUGGAUUUUUGGAGGAUUAACUUGCACAUAAACAGCUUUUUUAUGGUCCAGUCCUAUUGUCCAAAGUACAUUCUUGAUUUGUCACUUGUUUGUGUUAAAAGUUCUUGAAAGUCUGCAAACACAAGUCAGUAUGUAUCACCAAUGAAGCACCUUCUGAUCUGUUUCUCUCUACUUCUUUUGAAGUGCUUGAACAUGAGUUCUGGAUUUUCUUUAAUAUUUCUUACUUUUAAUUACUCCUCUGUACCUUUUCCCUUCCCUCAAACAAAUAAGUUAAAUUACAAUAUGAAUAAAUGUUUUCAUUUGAAUCUUAAUGUGAUGCAGGUGGCAGGCAGCAAAUUACUGUUGCUAUUGCAUGUGGUCUUACCUCCAAUGCAGUUUAUUCAAAUUGAAUGAGUCCUAUGAGAUGUGAACACUUAAUGUAAUAUUAAAUUGUAUACCAGGGUACUGCAUUGAGCUAAUACACUGGUAGCCAGCAAUCUUCUUUAUUUAACUGGAAGUCUUGAUAUGCAAACCUAUAUUUGUGGGCUCUUUGAGGUCUAUAGUACAUAGCCAAAUUGCAACUUCCGUAAUAUCAAUGUGAAAGUAUUUUAUUUCUGGGUAUCUUAACUGCCCAAGAAUCACUUGAUUUGAAUCACAAUAUUGAAGUAUUUCCUAAUUUGUGGUUAGGUGAUCUUUAAUUCUGUUCAGUGUCUCUCUACAAUCAUAACUGAGCAGUACAUAAAUGUGUGUUGUUUUUUUUAUGGCCAUAGCCUGAAUACUAGACUAGAUAGAUCUUCGACUUCUGUAAAGCAUACCUACUGCAAGAUUUGAAGUUCAGUACAUUCACUGUGCUGUGUAAUCUGCUUCUGUACUGACAAGUCUGACAGGUUUUAGACACAUACAGUGCUAACUGUUCAGUGGUAUAAUUAAUCUCAAGUAUAUGUAAUUCAAGCUUCAGUCACUGGCUAGGUAUUAAUGAUGUUGGGGUAGGAAUUCUGAAAAAGUUCAGUCUAAUUGGUCACUCAUUGUCCUGAGGAUUUAAAUGUGCAAUAAAGCUUGUAUAGCUCUCUUAAAAUAUGUAAAUGUUUGGUCAGGUGCAUGUUUGGUCCAAAGGCUGCAUCUGACUUUGCGCCAUUAACCCAUUUACUAUUUAUUUUCAGGACUGACUUCUGAAUACUGUGGAAUUUUUGUCAGCACAAAAUGACAAGGAGGAUACGGUGCUUGGGUGAAUUGAUACAUUUAACUGUAAUAUGUGGGCAAGAACUUAACAUCAAUUUUCUAUGAUCUAUAGGUACCUGACACUUGGGCCAAUGUUUGUUCCAGAAUACAAUAGUCUAACAGUAUCUAUAAAAGCAUCUUUAAAACUGGUGGUUAGUCAGUGAAACAUGAACAAAAAUAAACUGCCAGCUACUUUGAAGGCACAGGAUAUUUUUUCAGGUUUGUGUCUUUGUCCCUCCCCCCCCCCCCCCCAAACAAAACAAAUUUCAGGAUGUAUGUAACUAAAACAGCUUAUAAGUACUAUGGAGAAAGGCUUAUCUUAAAGUAGCUGCUCUAAUUAGACAUUUUAAACUUUGCGGGGGUGGGGGGCAUUUAAGAUUGUGCAAUGUCUUAUAAACUUCAGUAUGCAGAAUAUGGUCUCUCAGUAUGUUGACUGAUCCUGGAGAAAUUUAAUACUUGUGCUACUCUAGUCCCUUACAUAAUCACGGUUUGUGCUUUUACAAGGAAAAGCCUGCUAUACUGCAACUGAUGCAUCCUGUCAGUACUCAUUACAUAUUUAAAGGGACAUAAUCACCAGUAAUUCUCUCACCUGCAUUGGAUUAUUUCAACCUAGUGCUAAAUGAAGACUUAAAACAUUUUCAGGACAGUGCGUAUCUUUUUGCUUAUAGAAAAAUCUAAGAUUUUUUUCUUUGCUUUUCUUCAAGAUAAACUGAGCAAGAGCUUUAGUCUCUUAAAAUUGUUUGGCAGCAUCUGUCACAUGCAGAAAAGGCAACCCACCAUGACUAGUAAUUUAGGACCACACUUGACUAUUCCUCCCAAUAGUUUCGAAAUAAAAAGAAUUAAGGUAAAUGGAUCUCAUACCUAAGCAAAUAUAUUUAAGCUUUUGUGCACAGGGAACGCAAUAAGAGCGUAUACAUGUAAGGGAUUAAGUAGCCUGUCCCUAGAUCUUUAAGUACUAGCCUUAGAUUGAAUUGUGUUUUGCACAGUUUCCUCCAUGUAACUCUCUUGGACUUUAGAUACCACAAAUUAGAAUAUUCAACAAAAGUUUUUAGCUUUUGUGACCCCCCCAUUAAGUGCCAGAUUUUGUUCAUUUGAAAACAAAUUUUAAACUUUAAUAUCAAAAUGAUAAAUGUUAAAGUUAGAUGAUAAUUUUAAAAAACUUGAGAUAGAUAUAUUCUUAAUUUCCAGAAAAGGCAGUGGCUCAGUAUAGCUCAUGACAUUUGCAAGAACUGAUAGAUAAUAUAAAGUUGUUUUGAUUAUGUAAAUGUGUGUUUUUCCACUUGUCAUUGUAUAUAGUUGAAAACUUUCUGUAUUUAAUUGUUCAUGUUUGUAUGUCAAUCUACUUUGAACUCUACUUGUAGACAAAUAAUUCUUUUAACAGAUGAAAAUAAAACUAUUAAUUUGA